This is a messenger RNA of Suillus discolor, 222 nucleotides long. RefSeq lists its product as uncharacterized. NCBI's taxonomy places the organism in Eukaryota, Fungi, Basidiomycota, Agaricomycetes, Boletales, Suillaceae. The record is from RefSeq and is a predicted model, not a curated record. The annotation marks the transcript as partial. The transcript has a single exon.
GGGUUUAUUGUCAGUGAUGAGCAGGAGAUGAUUCCAACAUCUAACUUUCGAAGGUCUUUCAGGAAAAUAUCUGCCAAUGACGACGAACUCGCUUGUGGGCUGACGGAGUUGUCACACAAGUAUGCAAAACUCGUGCCGAAUCCUUUGCGCGCAAAAUCCCAAGGACAUAUGGUGUAUUCGGUCCCUCUCAUAAUCUUCAUGGACGACAUAUCCGGCAAUAUA